AUGAAUGAUGAUCAACAGCAGCUUCUUAAAAGUAAAUAUGAAAGAUUGUGUGUAGAGUUUAAAAAGUUACGUACAAAAUAUAAGGCUUUAAAAGAUAAUGAAAAUGAAAUAGGUCAACAAUUACAGGAGAAUUUAUUGAAGAAAGAUGCACAUAUCAAGAGAUUACAAGAAGAAAUAGAAAAUUUAAAAUCACAUCUCUCCUUUCCGUCAAAUUCAUGUGAUGAAGGUCAUGAAGGCCUUCAUCAUCAUCAUCUAAAUGGUGUUAUGAUCAAUGAUUCAAAUCAUUUGUCAAGAAAAACAACAUCAUCAUGUCUCAGUCCAACUAAAUCGCAUCAUUUUACGCAUAGAACUCAUCAGAUUGUUGAGAAUGACUCUGGGAAGUUUAGUGAUCAGGUGAAUCCUGAUGAAAUUCCUCGAAAUACUUCAACAUCCUGUAGUACAAAAGCAGUUUGUACAGAUGUUGGCGUACAAACAGAAUCAUUUGUUGGUACAGUUAGCUCUACGCUUAAUGCUGCUACUACAAUCACUGUCCCAGUUUCUACAUCUGAUGAGAUGAGCGUAAUCAACAAAUGGAAUUCGCAAAGUAGUCCUGGGACAGAAAAUCAAGUAACCGCUAACACUGAACAACAAGAUCCCCUGUCACUUGAACGACACAAUACAAUAGAUAACAAUGAAGUUGAUGUUAACCAGAACUCUCUAAACGUGGUUUCCACAUCUUCUAUGAAUAAUGAACAUAUCUGUCAGUCUGUUAAACACCUUCAGAGUGAGUCUAAUACUACCACUGCUGCUGCUUCUGCUUCUGCUGCUGACCAUCCAGCGUCUUCUAUCUCCACAUCACACAUACCAUCAUCUUUUCCCUGUAGUAAUUCCUCUUCUAUGCCGUUAGUCUCCUCCCCGCCCACCACCUUAUCACCAUCAUCGUCUACUCUUCCUACAUCAGUUCAUCAAGGCAAUAAUGACAACAGUUUAAUUGAACAAUUUAUUAAUCUAUUAAAUAAUUGGAUGAAUUCACUACAAAUCAAUAAAAAUUUAUUAAUAAUCGAUAAAGAAAAAAUCAAUAAAAUCCUAACCAAUCGUAUUGGACAAUUAGAGAGUCAAUUAUGUGAAAUAUCAUUAAAAUAUCAAAUGGAACGUAAACGUCGAUUAAAAGAACAACAGCAUUUAGCAGCGAGUGAUGAAGAUAAAAAUGCCAACAAUAGCGUUAAUAAUAAUUCAUGUUCAGAUAUAAAUGAAUGCGAACAAUCAACUGGUAGUUGUGAUGCGAUGACUAACUUACGCAAUUCGAUGAUUCAACGGAUCGCUUUAGCUACUGAGGAGGCCAUUUACUUCACCUCUCGAGCUAAUCUCCUGCAAGACGAACCACCAGCUACAGAAAGUCACACAGGGUAA
Trichobilharzia szidati is the source of this 1389-nucleotide messenger RNA. The record is from the annotation of a GenBank genome assembly. Lineage: Eukaryota; Metazoa; Platyhelminthes; Trematoda; Strigeidida; Schistosomatidae.